AUGCAGUGGGAAGCUUUUUGUCCAACACCAGGAACGCAAGCAUCGCAGACUACCAAUGGGAAAGAGCUCCGCAGUCUCCGGAAGAAUAUCGUCGAUAAAUAUGGUCCAACAAAAAAUCUAGUUGAAGUAAAAUCUUUCCUCAGAAAUCUGCGCUAUCAUUUUCUUAUCCCAUUUUCAUUGCUUCACAGCUUUCUAGUGACUAUCAUGGGCUUGUUGAUCCCAUGGAGCGCGACACUUGCAAUGGUUGACAUAUACUCUAUUUUUGUUGGUUGUCAUCUUCGCCUACCUGGUGUCAUGGUGAUUGUGGUUCUAGGAGACUGGUCUUUAUCAAUACUCUCAUUGGCCGCAGCUUGUGCAGCUGCUGGCGUUGUGGAUUUCCUUAUCCAUACAAAUGGCCCUUACUGCCCUCCAAAGUUUUGUGGGCGAUACCAGGUUUCUGCUGCAAUGGCUUUCCUCUCAUGGGUUCUUACUGCUCUGUCUUUCCUCGUCAACCUAUGGCUAAUGGCUUCUUUGUGAGUGAUCUUGUUCUAGUUUUCCGUCAUCUAUUUAUUGAAUUCAUAGAAUAAUUUCUCGGUCUUCAAGCAGAUUUCGAGACUUCGGUUUGUAUAUAAAAUCCACUGUUGAAUUCAAAUUUUGUUUCUUGCGAAAGGGUUUUUUUAACAAUACUGCUACUAAUGAGAUAAGCAAGUCAGCCUUUUAGUAAAUUGGUUAUUGCAGUAGAAACCGAGAGUUUUUAUUCAUUUUAUCCUCUAAAAUGUAGAGAUGAGGUACAGUGCAAAUAAAGAUCAAUAUAUAUAUGUUUGAAAGCUGCCGCAUCAACUCUGAUAUGUUAAAAACCUGGUAAUCAUUCAAUAGUAUUUCUUUGUGGAGUCAGAUGCCAUUUUGUUUGGCGUUGUAAA
Molecule: messenger RNA, 899 nt
Organism: Dendrobium catenatum
Lineage: Eukaryota; Viridiplantae; Streptophyta; Magnoliopsida; Asparagales; Orchidaceae
Product: CASP-like protein 5C1
Exons: 3
Coding region: 1-516 (171 amino acids)
Cellular component (GO): membrane
Source: RefSeq, a predicted model, not a curated record